GAUUUUAGGGUGGCGGGAUUAAUUUGGUUAAACAGUGUUUUGCGACAGUGCAUGAAAGUAUCUUAUGUGCGGGCUUCACUCCACAAGUGAAAAAAUUGGCCAUUUUGUCAUAUAAAUACGCAAUAAAAUUGUGUAUACCAUUGAAAAACAACGCAGUACAGUUUUCCACAUUCAAUAGACUUUCAAUGAAUGGUUCUGCAUUAAGUUGGGUACACUUGAGUGGGUGAAUGUACAUGACGGAUUGUUAAUUUUCACGUAGCAAAGUGGACUUUUGCUUUCGAGUGUUUUCAAAUGUGAUAUAUUUCGCAAGAACUCUUGGCACCCGUGGCAAGAUCCGUAACGGAGUGAUUAUUAUUCGGUUACAUUUUGUUUAUUGAAGAAACACAGAUAUACUCACAAUGAGAGAAAACUUGGAAGAUGUCAGCCCUCAGGUGUGGAAGGAAUGGAUUCUGGAAGCCAUAAGACGCAUUCGAUGUCAGAAACAACGACCCAGUGUACAAAGGAUUUGUCAAGCUAUUGGAAGUCACCAUAAAUUUCAUGAAGAUAUUGUAGCAGAAAAACUUGAAGAAGCAGUAGAAGCAGGUGCCGUGCUGAAGGUGUACAAUAAAGGGCUUCAUUCCUACAAGGCACCUACAAAUACACAGCGGCGUAUAAUUGUUGUUACAAAUGACAGUGAUUUGUCUCGAUUAGUAGCCAAAGCUGUUCGAGAUUUAGGUGAAUGUGAUGGAUCAAGUCUGAAAUCGAUUGAAAAUUACGUACAACAAACAAACAAUUUAAACAUUAUGUCUGAUACCGAUUACAAUAAAGUGGUAAGAAAUUCAAUUAUAAUCGCGUUGGCCGAUGGCAGUUUGCUACAAGAGGGAAAAUUGUACAAACCAGGGAGUGUUAACAAAACAACAAUAAAGCGGAAAUCAACAUCUCCAAAGAAAAGAGACAAGGCAGGAAAUGAAGGUUUUGCGAAGAAUACAACAAAUGCAGUGUGUGUAGAAUGCUUGGGUACGGAAUCUAAAGGCCCUACCGGUAUACCAGAGCCAUUAAGUUCAUGUAGUGGCUGUGGUAUGUCAUUGCAUGACUCGUGUGCCAAUACUGGUACAACAACGGUUCCAUUGGCUGCGUUGGUACAAAAAGGCAAUACCUGGUUUUGCGAGGAAUGCAGGACCUGCGAUGGCUGCUCUACUCAAAAUAGCAAUGGACCAUGUAUUCUAUGUUGCAGUGAUUGUUCUAAAAGUUACCAUUUUGUUUGUAUGGAUCCUGAAGUGGACGAUCCCAAAAAGGUUAAACAUAGUUGGAGCUGUGACGCUUGUUCGAACAAUUAUAAUGAGACUCAUAUGACUGAAAAAGAACCAUCGAAAAAUGAAACGGUACCACGGAAGCGUCAAGAAAAUACAAAUGACAACUCAGACGAAAGGAGGAAAAAGAAGUUUAUUUCUGGCGCCAGAACGGGUCAUGAAACGCCUUCUAUUCGACAGAACAUGUCUUCGCCAAAGCUUGGAGCCUCGCAAAUUUCGACUAAAACACCUAAAACAAGCUCUAAAAUUGCAAUUGCGCGCCGUAAUAAGCAGCAGCAAUCAUCGCCAGAGACACUUGAGCGCUGUGAGGAAUUGCCCGGUAAACAUUUAAAUACAUUUUCUUCCACUAUUGUAUCAAACCCGAUCACGACGAACACGACGAUGUCGAAACAUGGUAUGAAUAAUACAAAUCUAUUAGUUGAACAACCUACGACAUUGUUUAACAACGAACAGAUGAAAAGUCAUCUGUCGUCAACUAGGUUUCAAUUGUUAGGAAAUUCUGCUUGUUUUUAUAACAUGACACAAGAGAGUGAUGCUCGCUUUUCUGCUUUAGGUAAAAAACGAGCAAAUAAGUUGAAAUCUGGUAAUGAAAACACACAAACUUUAACCGACAUCGUGAAACAUCCUAAAGAUUGUUACAAGAACAGUGGGAAUGGUGGCAAAAGUGAUGAGGAAGUUAAACAACAAUGUGAGAUUCAAAAUAAUGAUUUUCCGUACCAUGAAAGAGCGUCAAUUGUUCGAAUCACAAAUUGUCGCGGUAUUCAAUUGUCAGAAUCAUCUUCUGAGUCGUCAAGUAGUGAUAAUGAGGAAGAUAAUUAUAGUUCGACCGAGAGUUGCUGCACUAGCUCGGAUAGUAAUAUAGAAGAUGAGCAUUCAAAACACGAUAAUAAUGAUAGCAACUGUGAUAAUAUACAUACAUUUUGGCCUGAUCAGAAUAGUCUUUAUGAACCCAAGUUCGAAACAUUUGGAUUACAAACAAAAUCCAUAAAAAUCGUGCAAAAUGAGAAAAGUUUGGCAUUCAUGUCCAAUAUAUUGAAUAACAAUGAGUCCUGGGGGUUUGCAGCAGAAGCGAAGAAAAAUGUUGAUGUUUUCAGUCGAUAUCCUGAAAAAAACACGGCGAAAUGUUCAAGAAAAGUUUCGAUGAAAAAAAAACCUUGUCAAAGCGUGGAAAUGGCAACAGAUACAACCAAUAAUUCGAUGAAUGGUUUCAGAAAAAUCACACCGAAUGAUUUUGCUUCUUCAUUUGAAAAUGUUCUUUUGUCACAAAACGCUGAUUCAGUUGGCCGGAAAACAGAUAAAAAAAACGCAAAUGGCACACGCAGAAAGAAAGAAACUCCAAGCAAGUUUACAUCAACGAAAAGCAAUCAUCAACAAGACAAUUACAAUCUCUUCAUGAACUCAAUUGGAGAGGAAGGACUGCCAGAUAAACUGUCUCCAAGUAAACUUGUUAAAAAAGCUAUCAAUGAGAAGCAUUUUGAACAGCAAGGUGGCAGGCCCCUUGUAGUGAAGGGUGACCCACAUACAAUGAAAAUGUUUACCACCAUCAGUGAGAGCAGUCACACUGAGUUUGAUAGCAUUAAUUUUCCAGUUGACACCAUAUCAAAGAAACACACGUUCUGCUUGAAAUCCAACGCAAUCAACAAUAGUGUAAACAAAGCGGCUCAGGCUGGAAAAGCUGGAACAUUGCAACAUCAGUCGAUAUGCACCAUACCUCCCUCUCAAAUGGAGCAACCAUCUCUACCUAACGGAGUGCUGCAGAAAGAUGCUGACCUCUACAAACAAGUUCGCGAACAGGCUGCAACAUUUUUAGCCGAAUUGAUGCGACUUGACUCGAAUGUAUUCACCAGAUCUGUUACGCCAGAGCCUGCAGUGCUUGCAAAGAAACCAGCUGUGGCAUUGCAAUCUCCUUCUAAGUUCAUGGCAGCCCAAGAAAGAUGUCCGGCGGCCAUAGAGUUUGGCAAAUACGAGAUCCAAACCUGGUAUUCCAGUCCAUUUCCCCAAGAAUACGCAAGAUUACCCAAACUGUUCCUUUGCGAAUUUUGCUUGAAGUACACUAAAAGCAAAGCGGUUUUACAACGGCAUCAAGAUAAGUGCUCAUGGCGACAUCCUCCCGGAACCGAGAUCUACCGGAGCAACGAUUUGUCAAUUUUUGAAGUGGAUGGCAACGCUAACAAAAUAUAUUGCCAAAAUCUAUGCCUCUUAGCUAAACUGUUCCUUGAUCACAAGACUCUUUACUAUGACGUGGAACCUUUUUUGUUUUAUGUAUUAACAAAGUAUGACCGGAAAGGAUAUCACUUAGUAGGUUACUUUUCUAAAGAGAAACAUUGUCAACAAAAGUACAAUGUGUCAUGUAUCAUGACUAUGCCACAAUACCAGCGACAAGGUUUUGGCAGAUUUUUGAUUGAUUUCAGUUAUUUGUUGAGUCGUGAGGAGGGUCAACCAGGCACACCAGAGAAACCUCUAUCUGAUUUAGGACGAGUGUCUUAUCACGCGUAUUGGCGAUCGGUCACGUUAGAGUAUUUAUAUCGCAAUAGAAAUCGCGUUAUCUCUUUGAAAACAAUUUCACAAGAAACAGGCAUUGUUAUCGCAGAUGUUGCCUUAGCUUUCCAAUUACUAAACUUUAUAAAAUAUAUUAGAAUAUCGAAGGAUGGCGUCAAGGUUUACAAACCAUUAAUAUGCAUAGAUUGGGAUGUGGUAAAACGAUAUAAUGAACGAAUGGCUACCUUUAAAAGUAGACGAACAAUUGACAAAGAGUGUUUGCGGUGGACGCCACUAUUAAUGUAUGCUCCAUUGUUCGGAGAAAAUGAUACAACUCCAAAUACAUCUCCUGCAUCAGAAAAACUCAAAAUUUUGAAGCAGGAACAUUCGGAUGACAAUGUUCCGACAGAAUCCGACAACAACAAGCACCCAAUAUCGGUAGUAGCCGCGUUGCAAAGCGACGUUUGUGAGGAAUUUACAGGUGUAAAAAAGCGAGGCAAAAAAUCCUACACAUCCUUCAGAUCGCCAAAAUUUAAUAAAAAACCAUCAACGGCAUCAACAGCUAACGAUUCGAUAAAGUUGGAUAAGUACCCGACAGUGGAUACAACAGUUGAAACAACAAUUGAAACAACGUCGUCAGGGCGAAAACGAAUACGGCCAAACAAAUUCAAUGAAACCACCAAAUCGGAACCUAAACACACUGAAAGCACACGGAAGUUGUAUCAGGAUUUUAGAAAACGGAAGAGGGAUAAUUAUCUUGAGUGUGCACAAAACGAUAAAAAGAGAAUCCGUAUGGAUUCCGAAGAAAAAACGGUCUCCAACAUAACUCGAGUGAGAAAAGGAAAUGCGCCUUGUGAUGAUAUUUUAGACGAUGAACAAAAACUAAAGCUUGAUAUAAGGAAAGAGGAAGUGCAAAUGAGUGAAUCACCGGAAAUGUUUUACAUCGAACAAUGUUCUAUGGCAGACAAAAAGAUACCAGUGGAUGCAAAUAAACCGGUGGAAUAUUCGCUUCAAAACACUUCUGAAUCAUCACAAAAUGUGAAGCGAUCCACGGUUCAGCGAUUCGAUGGUCGGAAUUCUAGUAGAACUACAUCUGUUCCAAUUGGUGAAACGAAGGUAGAAGUAGAAGGCUCGACAACCGUAGCUCCUAAUGCAAAGAAACAACUAACCCUACCAGAAUUGCUCUGCUCAAAAAACCAACCUGAAUCAAACGUAAAAACAAAUGAGAAUAACAAUGACAAUUUAUUAGACAUCAAUACAACGGAUAAAACGUCGUCGGACAAAGUGAGGGAAUCAUCUCCUAAAGACAAACGCCGCGGUAGUAGAAAGCUUAGUUCUUCUAGCGCGAUAUCAUCAAGCUGGGCUGAUGACGAAAUGGAGGAAGACAUUCACAAUCGAAAAUCGCCUGUUUGUUCAAACAAAAAUAUAGCAAUUGAUUCGCAUUCGCAAAAUCAAACUGUUGAAACACAAAAAGACGAUUCUACAGUGAAAUCGGACGAUACUCUGAAACAAGCUGAUUCAGAAGCUGCUCAAAACCCCGAACCUGUAGAAGUAUCGUCCAAUCAAAGUGAUGUGAAAUCCAAUAACGAAUCUAGUCGCUACACCGUAAGUGAUGAGCCGCAUUUGAAAUACACAAAAGAGCAAAUCGAUGGAUCGGCUGAACAUCAGUCAACACAGGAUGUAAAAAGUCCAAUAAUUGAUGGGGAAACAAAGCCUGCUGAAGGAAAAACAAACGCACUGAAGACAGAAUGUCAAACUGAGAAAAAGCGAAUUGAAGAAAUUGCUCAGCUACUCACACUUAGUGACGAAAAGGCAGAAAGUGUUGGUGGGUGUGGUGAGGAAAGUGAAAUUAAAAAAAAGGACCAGUCGAAUUUCGACCCGGCUGUCGAUAAACAACAACACGGUCAGAAUCCUAUGUCUGAAGACAAAAGUUUGAGCAUAAAUAACCAAAUACAAACACCUGAAAAUAUCUUUGUGCAAGUAGUGCAGACAACUCUGUCCCGUGGGAAUGAAUCGUCUGGAGAUGAAUUGAACGCUUCUCAUUUGAAUUCAAACGAAAAAAGAACGCUCGACGACACGGAGGAGGAGAAAACAUCAACAGUACUUGAAGCACCUGAUGUACAAAUUGUGAAAGAACGAGAGGGCUCUAUAAUAGAGAAAGAAGAGAAAGCAGACCAACCGGACUAUAAUUAUACCAAUGAUGGGAACAUUAGUGAAAUCAAUGAAGUUAAUAGAGAGAUUUUUCUUGCAGAAUUGAGUGAGAAGAUUUCUGUUAUUACAGAGUCGAAGGCUGGGUCUGGAUGCGCAAUACAAAUAGAUCAACAACCUGUGGAACCAACAAAGGAUACAGAAUCUUGUGCAGCAGUUAUCAAAGAGAAUGAACCUGCCGUAAAUACAACAAGAGAGCAACAACUAGUUCAAAAAAGUACUACCUUGAAUCAAAGCACUGAGUCUACUACUAAUAACACAGCGAGUGUUUUGAAAGUUAAUGAAAAUUACGAAAAAAACAUGGAGUGUAGAAGGCCUAAAAUCAUUGUUGAUGUCAAAUCAAGUAGUGAAUUCGACAGUACUGUUAGAUCAAUAGAAAGUGAAAGAACAGGAAAAUCGGUAUAUGAUUUUGCUGACAGUAAAUUAGUGAUGAAGUCUAAUUCUCGGGAACCUGUGAAUAGUUCGGAUUGUGGCGAUAAAACGGGCUCAGAAAACGUUUUACCGAACAGUUCUGUUGAAAACAGCGCAGCCGGAUCUCACAAGAAAAAAUUCAUCAAAUCUGCUGCUGAAGAAGCAAAUAAGCAGUUUAUGGACGUUGAUCAACAAAAGGAAAAAUCUGUAAUUCAACAACACGAAGAUAUUAAAUGCUCUAAUGUAUCGGCAUCGAUUAUAAAUUCAAACGUCAGUUCAGACACCAACAAAGUGGAACAAAUAAUGUCAUCAGAUAAGAUCUUUGAUGUAAAAAAAGAAUUGUCGCCGUCAAAAAAUCCAAGAAAUGAUAUGGUACCUCAAUCUCAGCAGGUUAUAAAUAAUGGUGAAAAAAUUAAAGUGACCGAUGGUAAAAACAUGGCUCAUGAUAAUUGUGAAAAUUUGACAAAAACAAUUAUGGAUACUAAGAAAUCAAAAGAAAAACAAACCAUUACUGAUGACAUCAAGAAAAACAAAUCUGAUUCGAAGAGAGCGCAAAACAAUGCUGUUAAAUUGGAAACAAAAUCGGAUCUGAAAUCAAGACCAGAGCAGGAUACAUUGAAAAGAUCGGAAGUUGUAAAAAAGGACCUAGUAAAAAACUUCUCUUCAAAUAAUGCUACUAGUUGCGGUAAAACGGAUCAGGGCAAGUCGCAACCUGCUCAGGAAAGUAACAAAAGCGGGAUGAACAUUCCCGUAAACAAUGCUAAUGCCAGAACAGACAAAUAUUCAACAAAACAUGGAAUGCAUGAUGCAAAAACAAUUGACCUCAACAAAAUAGCACCGCAAUUCCCGACCAUCAAUCAGUUACCCAAUUAUCACACUACUUCCCAAUAUUGGCAAUUGGACCCAUACUAUCAAAGUUAUAAUCUUUCACAUCUGGAAGCUACUAACCAGAAGUCACCCAACAAAUUCCAUCUUGAUUUAGCGACAUCGAUGGCUUAUGGUAACUUUUCAUCGAACCUAUAUCAAACUGCGUUCCAACAACACCAGGAACAACAAUAUCAACAGCAUCAGCAGUCAUAUCAGCAGAAAGAUCGCUCCAAUCAAAGAAUGGACAAGAAAGGCCUAUCCGCUACACAAACCAACAUUCCUAUCGAUAUCCACAAACACAAUCGGAGCUUGAAGACAACCGACGAUACAAAAUUCAGUAAAAGCAACACAGAUCAUCAAUCCCAACAACAUAUAACGGGCGUCAACAUGACCAUAGGUCUAGAGACGAAUUCGUGCGCAAAGUCUGCCAAUGCACAGUUUGUGAGCCAUAAUGCUAUCAAAGGAAAUCACAAAACGAAACUAGAAAAUAAGACGAGCGAAAACUGUAUGACCAACAAAUCGAAUCAACAGCAAAGUCAGCAUGUUCCUCACUCUAAUCAACAAUCAACAUCGUGUCAAAUGUUGGUGCAACAGCAACAUCAUAACCAGCAAAUUUUAAACAAAAAUAUGCAUCAACAGAUUGUUUCAUCUAAAACUAGCUACCACAGUGAGGAAUUGAGUCAGCAAGAUAAUGCAAAUAAUAAUUCUAAUAUAUCCGCAGUUGAAAUUAAACAACAUCACGGUACUAGCGGUCAGAACGAAAUUCAAUCUAUCGGAGUAUAUACAACGGAUUCGACCAAUAAUUCUGUUCACAAUUUGCAUCAGUAUGGUCAGUGUGAUCUAGACGUAACUCAGUUGGGGUUAGAUUCACCUGCUAGUAUAUCAAGUGAUAUGAAUACGCAAAAUUCUGUAGAAGGCAUCAGACCUCCAAGUGUUGUACCACAUCAGGUGAACCAAUAUUCAGAUUGCUCUAUUCAACAACAUCAAACUCAAAUGCAACAGAUGAGCUUGCAUACCCAUAUCCCAGCCUCAAGCCCACAGCAGUCCAUGGCUAUCAUCAAUAAUAAUAAUCAAAACUCUUCUAACAAUAACCGAGGUAAAGUACAGCAGCAACUACAGCACCAACCCAAUAGAGCAUCUGGUGCGAAUCGUUCAUCUACUCCGAAAAUAAGUAGAAAUAUUGCAACCCCAGUGCCCAAUCAUGCUCAAUCUAGACAACAAAACCGUACAACCCCUCCAGCAGGUAAUGCUAUACAACCAUUAACUAGUCCUGGCCACCAUCAGCAGCAGCAGCAGCAGCAGCAAUCGCAACAACAACAGCAACAACAAACGAUGCAACAACAACAACAAAAUGCUGCUCAGCAGCAACAUCAACAUCAACAUCAGCUCACGUUGCAACAGCAAAUGCAUCAAUCAUACGGGCACAUUACUGGGUCGUCGCUAAACCAUCAAAAUCAUACGCAGAACAUGCAUCAACCUGGCUACAUUACAUCACAGUUAGGAAUCUCUAGUCAAGCUUAUCCCCAAUCACCGACAUCAUAUGGAAGCGUACCAAUGACGACUGUAAUACAGCACAGAAUGUCGGGCAGCCAUACCAGCCUAGCAACACCAAAUAGCCUCCACAGUCCGCAUCAACGACUUGGACCAUCGCCAUCCUCCUGUGCAGUCUCUUCCGCAAACAAUUUCUACAUACAGUCCGGUAAUGUGAAUCAUCCACAGUCACACACUCCUAUACCAGCACCCACUCCAACGCCGACGCCAACACCUACUCCAACGCCACAGAUGGAUUCUUGCCAGCCGGGGGCUGUCCAAGGGACAGUAGGCCAAAGCAACGUAAUACAAGGUUCGCUUUCAUGUCUCUCGAAAUUGCAACAGCUAACUACGAAUGUGGACAUGAUAGGGCCAACAUGUAACACACCGCCAGCGGGAUCUAUCACUAUAACACCCCCGCCGAACCAUCAUUCCCAUGUUGGUGCCUCAAUAACGCCGUCACCAUCCUCUCACAUGAGUAAUCAAAAUACAGUUAGAAAUAUCUCAACACCACCUGCCUCAGUGCAGACUCAGAUGCCGUCGCUUAAUUAUCAUAAAUAUUACACCGGAAAUAUGAACGUUUCGCCUAUAACAGGAUCUCAAGGUAGCGGUGGUCGACUUUCACGAAACACUGCAUCUGCUCCCAUUCAACAUAUGAGCAAUAGCUCGAGUCGAGUGAGCCCCAAUGUUGCCAUUAGUCCAAACCUUAUGUCCCCAUACAGUACAUUGAAUUCGGCAUAUCGAAUGUCAGCCGUACAGUCAUCCACCGCUGGCGGCUAUAUCACCAAUCCAGCUGCGAGUUUCAUCAAUAAUCCUACGCAAAUUCCUGUUCAGAUGGGUGUGAUGAACAUGCAAACACAGUAUCAAGAUCCUUCGGCGAUACAGAGAGCUCAGCAGAAUUCAAUGUACCCAGCUGCAUAUUCCGCUUAUUUGCCUGCAAUGAGGCGGUAAAACAUUGUAAAAAACUUGUUGUGGUAUGUUGAUAUAUAAAACAAAAAUAUUGGUGAUUUUUUUUUCUUUGUCCGUCCGCCUAUCCGUUGGAAAUUAGAAAACAUUACCUUGAUUUGAACUUUGUAAAGUUGGCAAAUAACAACGAUAACCUUUUGAAAUGAGAAUGUUGAACUUUGUACAUAAAAUGUAUAGCGAUCGCUCUAAAAAGUACUGUUUUAUUAUUUCUCAUCCGUUGAAGCAUAUAUAUUCGCCUUGCGAGGUUUAUCAUUUCUAGCAAUGACUGUUGACAUAGGUGUAGUUUUAAAAUAGUUUUAGUCCACUGUAUGUAAACUUAAUCUGAAUGUAUGAAUAUUUAUUUUGGUCGAAAUUCUGUUAUUAUAUUUGUUAUCGAACAUUCGUAACGGUUUUGUCCACAAUAAUAUCGAAGCUAUUUAAUGAUUUGUAAUAAA
Molecule: messenger RNA, 10183 nt
Organism: Toxorhynchites rutilus septentrionalis
Lineage: Eukaryota; Metazoa; Arthropoda; Insecta; Diptera; Culicidae
Gene: enok
Product: histone acetyltransferase KAT6A
Exons: 7
Coding region: 399-9734 (3111 amino acids)
Biological process (GO): regulation of DNA-templated transcription; nucleosome assembly
Cellular component (GO): nucleosome; MOZ/MORF histone acetyltransferase complex
Molecular function (GO): DNA binding; histone acetyltransferase activity
Source: RefSeq, a predicted model, not a curated record